UCUGAUGCAUCCCGAGUUUCUGACAUCUUGCGUUUCUGUGCGCGUGUGCCAGCAGAUAAUCCCUCUAUCCUGGAAGAAUGGUGAAACUGGGGAAUAAUUUCAGCGAGAAGAGCACAAAGCAGCCCCUGUUGGAGGAUGGAUUUGACACCAUCCCCCUGAUCACACCCCUGGAUGUCAAUCAGCUCCAGUUCCCACCUCCUGAUAAGGUUGUGGUCAAAACGAAAACAGACUAUGAACCUGAUCGAAAGAAGGGAAAGUUCCGUACCCCUAAAAUAGCUGAAUUCACAAUCAGCAUCACUGAAGGGGUGUCAGAAAGAUUUAAGGUAACUGUGCUGGUCCUUUUUGCCCUUGCAUUCUUAACGUGUGUUGUAUUUCUGGUAGUCUACAAGGUUUACAAGUAUGAUCAUACCUGUCCAGAAGGAUUUGUUUUCAAGAACAAUCAAUGCAUUCCAGCUGGGUUGGAAAACUACUACUCUGAACAAGACUCCAGCGCUCGAGGGAAGUUUUACACAGUCAUAAACCACUACAACCUGGCCAAACAAACCAUCACGCGCUCCGUGUCCCCCUGGAUGACGGUGCUGUCAGAAGAGAAGCUCUCUGAGCAGGAGACUGAAGCUGCUGAGAAAUCAGCUUAGUAGGAUAAGCUAAUUAUAAACACUAUGUCAUUUGAAGGUAACUUAAGGGACUUGAAGGAACUUUUCAUUAAAUAUAAUUAUGGAUAAUUUAGAGGUUACUCAUGUUUAUGGUGCAGUUGCUUCUGUUUGCUGAUACUGCUUCGCAAAAAUAAAAGAAAAAACAACCCCCAAACCCAAAAACUUGCUGCAGAACAUUGAUGGGUGUAAACCGAGGUGCAUAUCAGCAUUGCUUUAGAGCUUUGACACCAUUUUCAAUGUUAAAAUAAAUCCAAUGUUAGAUACGUUCUUGCAGUUCAUUGGACUCUGACAGACUUCUUCUGGGUUUUCAGGGCUCGGACCUUAGAUAAAUCACGCGUUCUGUUGUCUGAACCGAUACUUAUUUAGUAACAGUUUUUAUUCUUUGUCCUUUUGCAAACUGAAACAUCCCAGCCAUAACUGGAGUGAUCUCUCGUUUAGCUGAAAGCUGUAUUAACAUUUUGUUUUGGCUGAAGCGAGAACGGCAGCGGGCAUCGGCGUCACGGGCGCCAUGCACCCAGCGACUCGCGGGGAGAGUGGAACUGUCAGGGAGCCGUUUUCUUACCUUUCCUUUACUGCUCUCUAUUUGUGAUAAUGAAGUUCUCUGCAACAA
Merops nubicus (carmine bee-eater) is the source of this 1263-nucleotide messenger RNA. It is a transcript of the gene NSG1, whose product is annotated as neuron-specific protein family member 1. The transcript is spliced from 4 exons. Bases 78 to 635 code for a protein of 185 amino acids. Gene Ontology annotation, molecular function: clathrin light chain binding. The record is from RefSeq and is a predicted model, not a curated record. Gene Ontology annotation, biological process: clathrin coat assembly; G protein-coupled dopamine receptor signaling pathway; endosomal transport. Gene Ontology annotation, cellular component: membrane; endosome. Lineage: Eukaryota; Metazoa; Chordata; Aves; Coraciiformes; Meropidae.